AUGAGCCGUUGCUCCUCUGACCUCGCAGCUCGGGCUGAAGCUGAAGGUCAAGCUCACUCUACGCUCGCAGCUUCUCCUCGGUGCGCCUCCGCCUCCGCUUCACGCUCCACCCUGCCAAGCGGAUUUGAGCGCAGCAUUCACAAGCUGCAUAUCCGUCCGCCUGCACCAACUUCCCUAUCCCACGUUCGUCCGACCCACGGCGAUGAUGAUGAUGCUCGAUCUGAUCUGUUCGCAAAGGGACAAGGUGGCGCCAUCUCUGACGAGGUGAGACGUGCCUUUGAGCGGACGUAUACUGUUUGGGCACUCGAGGUGUUGGCGAAGGAUAGCGCGAGGAUAGCUAGGAGCGAGAGCGUCGCUGCGUUCGCACUCAGGGAAAAGGGAAUCAAGACGAUCAUACCUUGUCCUCAUACCGAGAUGGCCACGCAGCAAGAAGGGGAAAAGGAAAUACAAGCGCAACAAGAACAAAGACGACUAGUUCUGCUUUCCAUGCUCGUAGACUCAGACUCCGACCCCAAGUGCGACGCCGACUCGUCAUCGUCAAGGCAACCAGAGGACGUUCCGACCUCGUCCUCAUUCUCGCAAGCGCCCAGCUCCCACCUUACCUCUCCCAAUCAACCACAAUCCUUCACGAAGCAGCAGAUGGACGCGCUUCACGACUUCGUGCGCAGCACGCCCAACGUGCGGCUGACGAAGCACGAGCUGGAGAUUACGUACGACUAUUGGUCCGCCGAUCAGGUGCUCGCGACGCUGUUACCGCGAGAAUUACCAGAGGGUACUCCGACGGCAUUUACUGCUGUAGGACACAUCGCGCAUUUGAAUCUGAGAGAAGAGUACCUGCCUUAUAGGUACAUCAUUGGACAAGCUAUUCUCGAUAAGAACAAUGGGAUCAGAACGGUGGUGAAUAAGCUGGAUACCAUCGAUACUCAGUUCAGAUUCUUUCAGAUGGAACUUAUUGCGGGGAUGGAGGACUACAUCGUCACAGCGACGGAACAAUCGUGCGAUUUCACCUUUGACUUUCGAACAGUGUACUGGAACUCUCGUCUGCAUUCGGAGCAUGCACGAAUUGUGGGACUGAUGAAGCCUUGGGAAGUGCUCUGCGAUGUCAUGGCGGGUGUAGGACCCUUUUCGAUCCCAGCAGCCAAAAAGGGCGUCUACGUCCUGUGCAACGAUCUGAAUCCCGCUUCGUACGAAUCGCUGUGCGCCAAUGUCAAGAGGAACAGGGUGGAGGGGCAGGAGGGCAAGAGGAUCAGAGUGGAGAAUGUGGAUGGGAGAGAUUUCGUGAGGCAGAGUGUGGAGAGGCUUUGGAACGAAGCUUUUGAAGGCGCACCGAUCAGAGAAAAAGAUAGAAGGAUGUUGCUUCAGAGUCCAAAUGCUGCGGCAAAGGCUGCUAGAUCCGCUCGCAACGCCGCCGCCGCCGCCGCCGCCGCCGCCUUGCCCUCCUCCUCCUCAGGCGCACAACAACCCUCCAACACUGACAAUCUAGCAACAACACUUGAUAUCCCACGCUCCUCACCCCGACGAAUGGUAGAUCACUACGUGCUCAAUCUGCCCAGCAUCGCUUUGGAAUUCUUGGACGCGUUCAGAGGCGCUUGGGUAGGCUUGAAAAGGCGUAUUGGACAAGAGGAGAUGCAAAGGUAUUUGGACCAGAAGGAAGGCGAGGGAGGGAGGAGAUUGCCGAGGGUCCAUGUGCAUUGCUUCACCAAGGAUUUGCAAAGACCUUUUGAGGAUAUCGUGAUGCGCGCUAAUCAUGCUUUGGGUCUCGAGGAUCAUCAUCGUCUAAUUGCUCCGCCUAAUCCUUCGCCCGACGCGCGUCGUUCCACAACCAAUCGUUCUACCACAGACAUCGCCGCAACGCCGUCCCAAGCUCAGCUGCAGCAGCACUUCUCAGCGUCGCAGCCGAUCAAGCUGGAGACGACAACGCAAAAUAAAGCUACGGCUACGCCUACGGCUAUCGCUACGCCAGGCUUGUCUCUACACUUUGUUAGGAGCGUAGCGCCGAACAAGGACAUGUACUGCUUAUCUUUUGACCUGACAGAACAGAUCCUCCUCGAUGAUUCACACUGUUGUUCCAGAGCGUAA
Molecule: messenger RNA, 2079 nt
Organism: Ceraceosorus guamensis
Lineage: Eukaryota; Fungi; Basidiomycota; Exobasidiomycetes; Ceraceosorales; Ceraceosoraceae
Exons: 6
Coding region: 1-2079 (692 amino acids)
Biological process (GO): mitochondrial tRNA methylation; tRNA N1-guanine methylation
Cellular component (GO): mitochondrial matrix; cytoplasm
Source: RefSeq, a predicted model, not a curated record